Messenger RNA from Odocoileus virginianus texanus, 4102 nucleotides. The record is from RefSeq and is a predicted model, not a curated record. NCBI's taxonomy places the organism in Eukaryota, Metazoa, Chordata, Mammalia, Artiodactyla, Cervidae.
AUGGGCACAUGGCCAUGGGGUUCAAAGGCAAGCCGGUGUUUGGCACCCAGGGUUGAUGCUGGCUUCAAAGUAGCUGCCGUGUCGGUGAGGCAGUCCUGACCCAUGUACUCUCUCUCCUUUGCAGAGGCCAUGCCACUGAAACAUUAUCUCCUUUUGCUGGUGGGCUACCAGGCCUGGGCUGCGGGCUUGGCCUUCUAUGGUUGCCCAAGCGAGUGCACCUGCUCCAGGGCCUCCCAGGUGGAGUGCACGGGGGCGCGCAUCGUGGUGGUUCCCACCCCGCUGCCCUGGAACGCCAUGAGCCUGCAGAUCCUCAACACACACAUCACUGAACUCAAUGAGUCCCCGUUCCUCAACAUCUCAGCCCUGAUUGCGCUGCGGAUCGAGAAGAACGAGCUGGCCCACAUUGCUCCCGGUGCCUUCCGUAGCCUCGGUUCGCUGCGCUACCUCAGCCUUGCCAACAACAAGCUCCAGAUCCUGCCUGUUGGCCUCUUCCAGGGCCUGGAUAACCUCGAGUCGCUCCUGCUGUCCAGCAACCAGUUGGUGCAGAUCCAGCCGGCCCACUUCACCCACUUCAGCAACCUCAAGGAGCUGCAGCUUCACGGCAACCACUUGGAGUACAUCCCUGAUGGGGUCUUCGACCACCUGGUGGGCCUCACCAAGCUCAAUCUGGGCAAGAACAGCCUCACUCACCUCUCACCCCGGGUCUUCCAGCAUCUGCGCAACCUCCAGGUCCUCCGGCUGUAUGAGAACAGGCUCUCAGACAUCCCCAUGGGCUGUUUUGAUGGGCUCAGCAACCUCCAAGAGCUGGCCCUGCAGCAGAACCAGAUUGGAGUGCUGUCCCCUGGCCUCUUCCACAACAACCGUAACCUCCAGAGGCUCUACCUGUCCAACAACCACAUCUCCCAGCUGCCCCCCGGCAUCUUCCUGCAGCUGCCCCAGCUCAACCGGCUCACGCUCUUUGGGAAUUCCUUGAAGGAGCUCUCUCCCGGCAUCUUUGGACCUAUGCACAACCUGCGGGAGCUGUGGCUCUAUGACAACCACAUCACCUCCCUCCCCGAUAAUGUCUUCAGCAGCCUCCGCCAGCUGCAGGUCCUGAUCCUCAGCCGCAACCAGAUCAGCUACAUUUCCCCGGAUGCCUUCAACGGGCUGGUGGAGCUGCGGGAGCUGUCCCUCCACACCAAUGCCCUGCAGGAGCUGGAUGGAAGCAUCUUCCGCAUGUUGGCCAACCUGCAGAACAUCUCCCUGCAGAACAACCGUCUUCGGCAGCUCCCUGGAAACCUCUUCGCCAACGUCAAUGACCUGUUGACCAUCCAGCUGCAGAACAACCAGCUGGAGAACCUGCCCUUGGGCAUCUUUGAUCACCUGGGGAAGCUAUGUGAGCUGCGGCUCUAUGACAACCCCUGGAGGUGUGACUCAGACAUCCUUCCACUCCACAACUGGCUCCUGCUCAACAAGGCCAGGCUAGGGACAGACAGCCUCCCUGUGUGUUUCAGCCCAGCCAGUGUCCGUGGCCAGUCCCUCAUCAUCAUUAAUGUCAAUGUUGUUGUCCCCAGUGUCCAGGGCCCAGUGGUGCCCAGCUCCCCAGAGACGCCGACACACCCGGACACGUCCAGCUACCCUGACACGUCCAGCUACCCUGACACCACCUCCAUCUCCUCCACCACUGACUUCACCAGCCCCUCAGGGGACUACACUGAUCUGACCACCAUCAACAUCACCAAGAGUCGUGACGAGGGGGGCAUGACCCCGGCCCAGAGCGGGCUGGCCAUUGCUGCCAUUGUCAUCGGCAUCAUUGCCCUGGCCUGUUCCCUGGCUGCCUGCAUCUGCUGUUGCUGCUGCAAGAAGAGGAGCCACGCAGUCCUGAUGCAGAUGAAGGCACCCAAUGAGUGUUAGAGAGGAGGGCUGGAGUAAGGGCUGGGGGACAGUGGGACCCCCAGAGGACCCGGGAUUUCACUGUGCUGCCUCCACCUCUGGGUCCACACACCAUCCCCUGUCCCUGUCUCUCGGGUCCCCUAGAGAAAGGCACCCCUACCUUCUCCUGACCUGCCUGGUUCUCCUGUAGACAAGAUUCUGGCAGAACCUUCUUACUACCAGGGAGAUCUAACCUGCCAUGGAAAAAAAUCCUGUAGUGGUCCCAAUUCACAUCCCUGGGCUUCUUUCAAGAAAGCCCCUCCUCUAAAGCUCACCAGCUCUCCUCCAAAACUUGCCUCCUCUGUGUCUGUGCCCCUGUUGGCCUCUGUAGACACAGUUACCACACACCUGCCACUUUGUGGGAACAGUUCUCCACCGGGACCGCCCCUCUCCCAAGUAUUAUGUAAGUUGAUUCCCCUUCUUUGCUCCUCUUGUUUGUGGCAUGGCUCCACCCUGUCCCCUCAAAUGAAAAGUCUCUCUUCAUUUCCUGCUCCUGAAGGCAAGGUGACUUUUCUCCUCAAAGGAGGCUUCAAACCUUUUAGUUGCUUGUUCAAGAACUGCCAAAUGCCCUGGCUUUCAGGAUGCUAUGAGAGAGAGAAAGGGAAAACUGAGGCUGCUCAGUUCCUGAAGGCAGAGCCAUCAUCAGUAUCUCUCUUGUGAUUUUUAUCUGGAAAAGGAAGAAAGGCACCAGUGCAACAAGUUUUGCCUCUUUAGAGAAUAUUUCUGAACUGCAAACUUUGCUUUGAAAAUUUUAGUCCUUUAAGGAAUAAAAUCAUGUAGAAGUUCUGACCUCCCUAAAACAUGAAAGUCAGCUUAUUGGUAUUGGAUGGAGAAAGCAAUCUGGUACCUGGGGGUCCUUGUGUUCACCUGCAAGGUUUUUCUCUUUUAACUGUUUCUGGAAGUGUAACCUACAUACAGAAAAGUGGGAACAUGCUAGUGUAUAGUUUGAUGGAUUUUCACAAACUGUACAUACCUGUGUGAUUAGUACCCAGUUCAAGAAAUGAGACAUCACCAGGAUCCUCCAUCUGGGCCUUUUACUGGAGAAGACUGGGGCUUGUGGAGGUGGUAUGGACUUAACCUGGGAACUGUCUCCCCACAGAUCAGGAUGGGCCCCUGCCUGCCCUCCCUUUUCUGCAGCCUGUCCUUGCAAAGGCCCAGCUACCAGCGGUGGAGGAAAAGAUGUAGGUAUACUCUGGCCUGAGCAGGAGAUUGUAUUCAAUGCCAGACCUUCAGGCACCCAGACUGGCCAGGUCAGAAGCAUCUCAACUAGAGAGGUCCAUGCAACCACACACCCUACACUGCCAACAAGCUGUCUGUUGCUCAUUGGAGGUUCCUCUGCUUGGGCCUUUUAUGGGCAUGAGAUGCCCUAUAUCUGUUUUUAAUUUUCACUCUGCAUCUGGGGAAGUGAAAUAGCUCAGAGAUGAGAUCCUUUAAUUGGACAGCCAAGUAUAAUAGAACCCAGCAAUCCCUCUGGUCGUGGUAAAAUUCUUCAUAGACAUUACAGUCAGCUAGAAACUGAACUUCAGCAUUCUCACACAUAGCAGGCAACACGGAUUCAGACAGAUCAGACUGGGUCAGGGACCUCUCUGAAGCUUCUCCCUGCCUGUAGUCUGGUUACAAGAGUUGAGUGCUUUGGUUCAGUGUUGCAGUCACAUGAAUGCCUGCCCUGGCCACCAUUCCUGCUGCACACAUAUUCACACUGGUAAAGAAAGUACACUCAUAGCAAUGCAUGUCUUUCUCUGGACAACUGGUAGACCACUUUAGAAGUACAAACAGUGAAAUGGAGACUUUCAGGUGUCUGUGUCUGCCCAGAAAAGAGCUGUAGCCAAUACUGUACAGAUUUGGAAAUCUGCCAUCAAUCCUUACUGGCCUUUACUAGUUUCCUCUGCCCCAUGAGACAAAUAAGAAAUACACUUCGGCCUUAACAGCAUGGUGCUGACAGGUCCCGACGAAGAGUCCAGGAACACGUGUGUUAAGAACUAGUGCAUUUUGUAGCUUUUUGCUCUCUGUCACAGGAAAUCUGGGGGAGAUGUUGUUAGAGGCAAAAGAUAUUAUCUCCCCAAGGCAAAUCUGGGUCUCCAAAAUGUUUUCAAAAUAUUUAUAGUACCUGGCAGACAUGUACCAGCGUUUGCCAGGGUCUAAAAGGAAAUGAGCCUAGAGCUUGGGGCUUGAGCAUCAUUCCCAAUGGUCA